AUGCCCUCACAGACGCUCUGCACUCUCUCAGGGCAGCUGGAAGUCGCACCACCAACUGCGGCGCAGUUAAGAUACGUUCUGCUGCACAAUGCAAUCCCCUUUGUUGGAUUUGGAUUCCUGGACAACUGCAUCAUGAUUGUUGCUGGCACUCAUAUCGAGUUAUCUAUCGGUGUGAUUCUCGGCAUUUCAACUAUGGCAGCUGCUGCACUUGGAAACCUGGUAUCAGAUCUGGCAGGACUGGGGCUAGCAGGUUACGUGGAGGCUUUGGCGUUUCGGUUGGGGAUGCAGAUUCCCGAUCUGAGCCCGAAGCAGGCCGAUAUGUGGCAGACCAGAGUCAGCUGUCACAUGGGUAAAGCCAUCGGUGUGGGCAUUGGCUGCCUCCUCGGGAUGUUUCCUCUUCUCUUCUACUCAGACAAUGACAACGAGAAGGAGGAAGGCCAAAUGAAGGCCAAGGAGGAGAAACAGCCACCGAUAACUCCGACAGAAAGCAGCAAAAACUAACGAACCAUUCCAGACUAUGAGGAACCGAUGAGAUUCCACGUAGUCUGGAGUGGUUUGGAGUGAGAUCUUUUCCUCACAGGCUGGAGGGUUUGGAAAACAGGCAAAGUGGCACCUCUGAAGAAACUGUCCAAGGUCUUCUGAGGAGGACUUUAGACCACGUUUGAUCGUAGACGCUGAACUUAAGCACAGAAACAAGACGGCUAUUGAAGGAACAAUGCUGCUAACGGCCGCACCACGUCUU
Molecule: messenger RNA, 742 nt
Organism: Nematolebias whitei (Rio pearlfish)
Lineage: Eukaryota; Metazoa; Chordata; Actinopteri; Cyprinodontiformes; Rivulidae
Gene: tmem65
Product: transmembrane protein 65
Exons: 7
Coding region: 1-501 (166 amino acids)
Biological process (GO): regulation of cardiac conduction; cardiac ventricle development
Cellular component (GO): mitochondrion
Source: RefSeq, a predicted model, not a curated record